This is a messenger RNA of Rotaria sordida, 4638 nucleotides long. Lineage: Eukaryota; Metazoa; Rotifera; Eurotatoria; Philodinida; Philodinidae. The record is from the annotation of a GenBank genome assembly.
AUGAAUUCUAAUUCAUUAUCAACAUUUUCUAAUGGUUUCAAUGUUGGUGAAAUUGUUUGGGCAAAACGUAAUUAUGAUGGUAUCUAUUGGCCAGGACGAAUAUUAUCUAUAUCGCAUAAUAUGAUUGAUACAAUAUUUACUCAUAAUUAUUUACAAGAUCAACCAUGGUCUUAUCUUACUGAAUUUUUUGAAUAUAAUCAAAAAAAUUGGACUAUUGAUGUUCUACCAUAUCGACAAUAUCGAGAUUAUAUGUCAAAAAAUUUAUUUGGUCAUUAUGAUUCUUAUCCACAGAUAAAAUAUCAACUUUUAAAUGCUAUUAAUCAAGCUGAUUAUGCUCAUAUUAAUGAAAAUACUCAUCCUAUUAAAUCGAAUAAUUAUUCAUCGUCUUAUUUGUUUAAAACCGAUUCCAAUGACAAUUAUAUUUCCACAUCAAAUUCUAUUGUUACACCUUGUGAAAAUUCAAUAUCACAUACAAUGAACGACUAUUCAUUAGAUUCUUAUUCUCAAACAUCAAAUAUUUAUUGCCAACGUCCAUCGAAUUGUUCUUGUAAUACUCAGUCGUAUUUAAAUAAUUAUUAUUCAUAUGGUACGCAACCUCAUUUUUCAUCGACAGAUCAACUAUCAAUUGAAACUAAUUUAAAUCCAGUUUUACAAUUAAAUAAUAAUUAUCAUCAAUUUCAGAACGAUACUAUGAAUACUGAAAUCGAAACUUUUCAAAAACAAAAUUCUGUUAUAAUAAUUACAUCAAAAACUUAUUCAAAUUCAUCAUUUAUUUCUUAUCUUUUUAAUUCUCUUUCAAAUAUUUUUCAUUCUUCAAUAAUCUAUAUUGAUGAUUUAAUAAAUUAUCAACAUCCAAAUACAUAUAAUAUUUAUUAUCUUAUUUGUUUUGAUUAUUUUGAUUUAAUUAUUAAACAAAAAUUAAAUUUAACUAUACUUAACAAUCUUAAUGUAUAUAUUAAUUAUUUAUUUCUUAUUAUAAAUGCACCAUCAUAUGAACUUAUAAAACAUUUAUAUUCAAUUAUAAUAGAUAAACAAACGAUAUUUAUUCUUCAUUAUCAUUUAACAUUUGAUAAUGAACCAUUAUUAUUAUGUUCAGGUAAUCGAACAAAAUUUGAAAUGAUUCGAUCAACAUUUUUAAAAUAUUUAUGUUCAAAAAUUAAAUAUAUUGAAUCAAAUGAUAAUGAACAAGAACAAUUCGAUUUAUCAAAUACAAUUUCAUGCAUAUCUCAAUCAAAUAAUAUUAAAAAUAUAUCAAUAAUAGAUAUUUUGAAUCAAAGAUUGGAAUCAAAUGCAUUUAUAAAUUAUCAAAAUCUUACUAAUGAAUCUUUGUCCGUAUCAUCAAAGAAAAAAAACAGUCUAAUAAAGAUUAAUAAAUAUUCAAGAUUCAAACAAGCAUUCAUGUCGGAUCAAAGCCCAAUUAACGAUCCACUUAUUUCAUUUGAUCAACAACAACAACAACAAUCAUCUCCAACAGUAACAACGCCAACAAAACAAAAAACAAAUGAUCUUUAUGAUAAUCGAUCAUCAAAAGAUAUAGAUCCAUUUGGUAAUCAUAAUGGUAAUAAUACUCAUGAACAAGAAUAUCAUACAAAUAAUGGUACUAAAAAGGAUGAACAUCAUAAUAGAACUAAUGGUAAUAAACAUGAUGAACGUCAUGCAUUUUCAUUAAAUAAUGAUCUUUUUCCGGUGUUUACAAAUGAAAAUGAAAAAGUUUCUUCGAAUGAUUUUCAACAUCAACAUCAUCAUGAAUUUUCGACACGUAAAAAUGAAGAAUCUGAAGAUUCACCAUUCAAUUUUAAUAAUUCAAAUCGUAAUGGUGUUGCAACAGAUAAAAGUACACUUUUAUUUGAACUUGAUCCUAAUGCACCUGAUUCGGAUCGUAUACAUGCAGAUAAAAUGGCUUUAACACCAUCAUCAACUAACGAUAUAUCAUCACCACAACACAAUAAAAAUGAUAUAUCUGUUGAUGUUAUUGACAGUCCAACUAAAGUAGAUAUAGUUAGACAACAACAACAACAAUUGAAUUUGAGAAAUUAUACUAAUCCAUCAGAUGAUCUUAUUUUAACAUCACCAAUCAAAGAAAAUAUUCAUUCUCCUGUUAAAAAUGAUAUACAUGAAGAAAUUCAUUCACCAGUCAACAAACGACCAGAAGAUUUACAAUUAUCAGUUGAACAACAAUAUGAUGAAAAUAAAUCAUCACCUAUCAACCAACAACAUGAAGAUACUCAAUCACCAGUUAAAGAUAAACAUCAUGCAGAUAUUCAUUCUCCUACCAAAGAAGAACAAUAUGAAGUAGUUCAUUCACCAAUCAAAGACCAACAAGAAGAAAAUCUUCAAUCAUCUCUUAAUAAACAACAUAAAGAAAUUCAUUCACCAGUUGUGCAACAACAACAACAACAUUAUGAAGAUUUACAAUUACCAGUUACAGACGAACAAUAUGAAAUUAUUCCAUCACCUGUCGAUAACCAACAUGAAGAUAUUCAAUCACUAUUAAAAGAUGAACAUCAAGAAGAUAGUCAUCAUUCAUCUGUUCAAGAAGGGCAACAUGAAAAAAUUCAUUCACCAGUUGAACAACAUCAAGAUGGAAUUCUUCAAUCACCUGUUAAGGAACAACAUACUGAAGAAAUUCAUUCACCAGUUAUAGAACAACGUCAUGAAGAUUUACAACUGCCAGUUACAGAACAACAACAAUAUGAAAUGAUUUCAUCACCUGUCAAUGAACAACAUGAAAAUAUUCAAUCACCUGUUAAAGAUGAACAUCAUGAAGAUAUUCAUUCACCUGUCGAAGAACAACAACAUGAAGGAGUUCAUUUACCAGUCAAAGAACAUCAAGAAGAAAUUCUUUCAUCACCUAUUAAGGAACAACAUGUUGAAGAUUUACAGACACCAGUUCAACAACAACAAGAUGAAAAGAUUCCAUCAUUUGUCAAUGAACAAAAUGAAAAUAUUCAAUCAUCAGUUAAAGAUGAACAUCAUGAAGAUAUUGAUUCACCUGUCAAAGAACAACGACAUGAAGAAGUUCAUUCACCAGUCAAAGAACAUAAAGAAGAAAUUCUUUCAUCACCUGUUAACGAACAACAUGUUGAAGAUAUUCAAUCAUCAGUUCAACAACAAGAAGAUGAAAGUAUUUCAUCACCACUUAAGGAACAACAAGAGAUUAUUCAUUCACCAGUCAAAGAAGAACAACAUGAACAAUUGACUUCACCUCUUAAAGAAGAAACUGAAGUACUUUCUUCACCAGUCAAAGAAGAAGUAGGACAACAAGAACAUGAUAAUAUUUCAACAGGUAAUGAAGAAGAAAAGCCAUUGAAUGAUCAAGAGAAUGUGAAUGUAUCAACUCAAUUGAAUGAACAUGAACAACCACUGAAUGCUGUUGAUGAAAAACGUUUAUUGAAUGAAGCAUGUGAAGAUAUGGAUAAUGCUGCUAAAGAAUUAGCGGCUAAAAUUGAUCUUGUUACUUCACCAUCACCACCAGCUACAUCAGAUCGACAACCACCACCAUUUUUUUCAGAUACAGAAACAGAAACAACACCAGAACAAUCUCUAACUUCAACUCAAUCAAAUGAUGAUGCAAAAAUAUCAUCAACAACUGAAGAACAUGAACAUGUUGAACAAGCAAUACCAUCUGCUACUUCACCAAAAUUAGAUUCAACUUUACCAAUAAUAUCUUCACCAACAGCUCCAGUAGCAGCAUCACCUAGUAAACCUACAGCUUCAACAACUAAAAAACCUGCAAGUGCUGUUCAAAAUACACGAUCAAGUCUUGCUACAAGGCCUAAACCAUCAUCUGCAGGAGCUGCUACAACAAAAAGUACAGAACAUAAACCGUCAGCAGCAACAGCUGUAUCAUCAAAAACUACGGAACAUAAGCCAACUGCCGCUGCAACAUCAAAACCGGCCGAACAUAAAACAACAGGUACAACUACAAAAUCUACUGAACUAAAACCACCAACAACAGUUCGUAAACCUCCUCAAUCAGCACCAGCAAGUAGUGCAGCGGCAUCUCACAAACCAAAGGUAACACCUACUUCACCUUCACAUGAAUUAUCAACAGGUCCAAAACCCACCCGUGAUGUCCCAACCAAACCUCCAGCAUCUGCAGCAGCAACUAAACCUAAACCAACAACUAGUUCUACAACAACAGCCGCAUCACGAUCAACAAUAAAACCAACGGCAACAAAAUCUACUCGUCCAUCAACAAUUCAUAAAGCUUCAGAUGGUACUACAUCUGAUCAACAAACAACAAUACUUUCAACAGCUCCAGAAGGUAGUUCAUCAUCAACAUCUACUGCUGCAGCAGCAGCUCCUGUUAGUACAACAAGCAAAACAACUGCUCGGCCACCACAAACUUCAACUAGACCACCAACAAAAGCUACUUCCAGUGGUACCACUCAUGUUCCUUCACAUUCAACAGCUUCAUCUGUUGCAUCACGUGCAUCUACUUCAGCCAGUAAAACAACCGUUGCAAAAGAACGUCCGACAUCUCAUACUCUUAAUACAGCUACACGACCAGCUACAGGAAGUGGCUCAUCAACUACAGUUGCUCAACAACGUUCAACAAGUGGUAAUCGCCCAGCAACAUCCGAUGCAACAUCAGGCUCAACACGUGAAAGUGCAUCAGGAACAACGGUGAGAUAA